AUGGCUAAACUUCGUACCACUAUAAGUCUAUCGCCAGAAGGUAUCCAAGUCAUCAUCGGUGGUUCUACUGGUUCAUCUAAUGUUAACGCUCUAGAUCUUCUAGAUGGUCGCUUGUCUGUCAAGGAGAUGGAUUGGGCUAGGAAGGUUAUGGUUAUGCAGGUCAGUCACUACUCUAAGGUUGUGCCAAGUCUACGUGAUCUAUCGGUCAAGUCUUCGCUAACUAUCGAGUCCCUUGCUAGAGCCAACUCUCUAAGUGGUCCGAUUGGUCUUUAUCAAGAUCUCUAUCACGAUGCUAAGAUUUAUCCUACUAAUGAUAUGUCUAUUGGUAUGGAUGACACUCUACUCGUUGACGAAUCGGAUAGAGAGUCUACAAGCCGUGAUCAACUACCCCCUUGGGACGCUAUAUCUAGGUCAUGGGUCUACGACUCUAAUGCUCCAUUAGGUAGAGCCCAUACUAAGGUCCCCUGGAGGGAUGAUUCCCGUCCAGAGUAUAAUUUCUACUAUGCUGCUAAACGUGGUCUAGCUUCUAUAGCUAAACUCGACAAGGAGCGUCAUUCUAUGUUUGAAGUUGCUUUAUCUCAGCUUAUUGACAAGGGUUUCUGCUCUAUUGUUUGUGAUCUACGUCAGGGUAUCAAGAAGCCUACCAAGUCUAUGUGCUCUAAAGCAUGGUCUAAGUUAACUAGUGGUACUAUCUACGAAGGGUGUAAUGUUCCUUUACCGGAGCACUAUACGCCUUCACAUCUAGUCUUCAGACCGUCGCAUCCGAGUACUCCGUGUCGUAUAGUUUUCGAUUUCCGAUCUCUAAAUCGACACUCUUUACGUGGUGGUUAUCCUCAAAACCACCUAGUUGGUAGUCUAUUGGCGAUACGUUCUAAUCGGUACUUCGUCGCGGGCGACCUCUCUAAAGCAUUCUGUAGAAUGCAGAGCGAUUCUAAUGACGUUCCUUAUGUUGGCUACACUUGUAUUGGGUCAUAUGUCGUAUUAUGGUCUAGAGUCGCAUUCGGUUCUAGUGCUGCUCCGUGCCAACUAGAUGCGUCUAUGGAAGAUAUUACUCUAGAGAUUAAUGCCCUGUCGAAGCUUGCUGCGAAGUUUCCGGCGUCUACCGUGACUAUCGCUGACCUGUGUCGAGAAGAGGUAGAAGCUUGUCUUCUACGUCCUUCUGACACUGCGUAUGACUACCUACUUAGAGCUCCUCCUAUAUCUAAGAAGGUUACUCUUAUCAAGUUUGUUGAUGAUAUCUAUGCCGGCGGUUCUACCCAAAUUGAGGCUCGUCGGAACUAUGAUCUAGUGUCAUAUAUGUGCAACGGUCACGAUUUUCCGGUGGAAGUUCUAAAGAGUUAUGACAAUUGGUCUACUCCGAAUGAUGGUCUAGCUCUAAUGAAACGUCAACAUCUACUGGGUUAUGACUGUUGCACCAAGGACGAUGUCUUCUAUUGCUCCUUUAGCGGCUCUAUUCCUGGUAAUGACUUAAUUACCAAACGACAGUCGUGUGGCAUUCUCGCCAGUUUCUAUGAUCCUCUUGGUUUGCUCGUCGAGCAUGACAUGCAGGGGAGAUCUAUAUGGAGAGAUAUUAAUAAAUCUACUCCAACGGAUUGGGAAGCUGCUAUUCCUCUAUCUAUGACUAAGGCUGUCGUCGAGUGGGCAACACUCUCUAAAACUCUGGCUGAAUCUAAGGCUCUAACUCGUCAUGUACGUCUAGAUCAACCGCUGCUUCUAAGUACUGAUGCAUCCAACAACGCUUGGGGGGCAGACUUACGUUCUCUCGGUGAUCUAUCUGUACGUAUUGCUGGUCGAGGCGGUCUAUUCAAUGCCAGUAACCUUGCUUGGAGUAUUCCGAGGAAAGAACUAGAUGCACUCCAUCGAGGUCUAUUGUGGGUGAAAUCUCUAUCACCCUACUUGCCUAUUGUCACGCAUUAUGGUGAACUUCAAGCACCUCUGAAUGUGCUCUACCCUCAACCUCAAGAUCAUGUUCUAACUGUCGCUGUUGACUCUGAGGUAACGGUCUAUCGGUUGAGGAAGCCUUCUAAUGAUGAUAAGUUACCGGCGCCGGAACGACGCCGUUUGGCUGCCAUUCGUCAAUUAUGCUCUGAUCUACGAGCGUGCGUCAAACACGUGCCGUCUAGUUGUAAUGCCUCUGACUCUAUCUCUAGGUGUACUCUAUCUAAGAAGUUUGAUGUUACUCUAUUAUCAUCAUCCCUAGAAGACGGAUCUGUUAUGUAUGAUCCCUCUAUGACUUACGCGACCUCUACUAAGGACGCGGGGUACCCUCAUGGUUCUCCUAGCGCGACCUCUACUGAGGACGCGGGGUACGCCCAAACCCCUUAUGACGCGACCUCUACUGAGGACGCGGGGUACGCUCUGGUGGCCUCUGCUCUAGACGACGACUUCUGCUAUCUCGAGUCUAUCACUAUUGAUGAUCUUCCGGUCUCACCACCUGAUGCAUCUACAUCUGCUCAUGCUAAGGUUAUGUUGGUUAACUGUGAUGGCCUUGAUCUACCUAAUAUAUCUGGUCUAGAUCUAUCUGAUGUCGAGAAGGAAGAACUAAGACUUCUUCUCGAGUUCGUUGAUACUACUAGAGGUAUGUCUAAUGCUCCUGAGUCCACCUUGGAUAAUAUUGAGUUCAAGCAACGUCUAACUGUUUGUGCUCGUCGGUGCCAAUCUAAUGACGCCGAUCUUUCUAAGUUCCGAGACUAUCUAGAAGGCAAGGUUUCUCGUGGAUCUAUUGGUCUUCGACAGACGGUCUUUCAACGUAUGUCUAAGCACUGUUCGCUAGACAAUGAUGGUCUCAUUCGUCAACGGCGCUGGUAUAGUUCUAAUAAUAAUACUGAUCCUGAAGACGGUGGCACUAUUUAUCUUGGUAACUCUAGCUAUGCAUACCAAGUGCUAUGUAUCCUUUGCGGUAUCUAUCAUUAUCUCUAUGGCCACCCAGGGAAGCGUCGUCUACGAUCUAUUCUACAGAGGAAGUUUACUGCUAGAGGUAUAUGUGUUGCUGUGCGCAAGACCACAUCUAGUUGUAGUUUGUGUCUCCGUGCCAGAUCUACUAAGUCUAUCAAGUAUCUAAACUCUGACGUUCAAGACAUGGUUACAACACAACUAUGGCAGUUGGUGGGCGUUGAUAUUGAUGGUCCUUAUGGUAAGCCACCCCAACAACGAUAUCUACGACAAAACUCUACUUCUUCUCAAGCCUCUAAUAGUUCGAUUGGUGAUGGUAAGCUCGAUCCCUCUAAGGACUAUUAUCUACUAGUGUGUCAAGACGCUGUUAGUGGUUUCAUUGUCGCUAGAGCUAUGCGCAACACUAAGUCCACUACUGUUGCUAAUACACUACAUUCAGUCUUCUGUGAGCACGGCAGUCCAUCUGUAGUUAUUAGUGAUCGAGAUGUCUUUUCUAUCUUGACUAGGUCGGUACGCUCUGUUCUAAACAAACACGGUAUUAGACAGUAUACUCUACCCGGCUAUAGUCAACAUCUCUCCUUCUGGGAAAGAUCUCAUCGAGAUCUAGUUCAAACAUCUAGAGCUAUAUUGGCGUCAAGUGCUACACCUGAAGACUACAUCUUCAGUUAUCUUCUAGCCGUUCGUUGCUAUAAUAGCACCCCUAGGCACUGGUCUACGCUGAGUCCAUGCGCCCUACAUUAUGGUUACGGGCAACGUCUACCCGGUGACCCUCCGUCUGACUUCCCCUCUAUCGAUUGGGACAAGCUCGAGGUCAAAUAUCUGAGCGUUGACUACCUGCCCUAUGUUCGAUCCUUGUUGCCGGUUCUAUCAGACCAACAAGAAAAGAUGAAGGUCACAGUUCAAGAGUACGUCGAUGCUUGGAAGCUAAAACAAGCCGCUCUUCGCGAGCGUUCUAUUAAAGAUACUCCUCAAGAUUAUCAACUGGCACUCUACGAUCUUGUCUAUAUCAGCGAGUGUGCCGAUCAUUCUCUUGGUGGUCAUCUAUCCCUCAAAUGGCGAGGGCCUCUAACGAUUGCUAAGCUAUGCGGUACAUCUAUGGUUUAUCUCUUUGACGGUAUUGUACUACCAUCUGACUAUGGCGGUAAUCUAAAGGUCUCUGAUGAUAAGACUACUCUAGAAGGUGGCCCUGGGGUCUCUUCUCUCAUCUACGCCUCCGUCAAGAACCUGGUACCCGCACGUGCUCUACAAUCUCUAAUCUAUGAUCACUACGAGAAAGGCCUAAGAGUUUAUCAGGACGAGGAAGGUAACUUCGAUACUUUCCCUGCUAGCGGUGAUGGUUCGGAUCAGUCUAAGAUUAUUCUGAGACGAGUCGGACAACGAUCUUCUAGUAACCAUCAACAUCGACAAGAAGACUCUACCAUUUUGCCUGGUUGUGAAGAUGUCCCUCUAGAUCCAUCUAAUCAGGUCACAUCAAGUCCCUCCUCAUCAAUUGACGGAGUACCUCUAUCUCCCCCACAUGAUGAUCUACUUGAUGCCACUGAAGACUAUGAAGUUGGUACCAAUCUACGUUCGUCUCCAUCAAGACUACCGGUAUCAUCAACACAUCCGUCUUCAACCGUUGAGACCAUUACCCCGGCUAGACAGGAGACAUCAGCUUCAACUAGACGUGUGGAUAAUGUUCUAGUGUUUGGUAAACCUAUUCCAUCAUCUAUCACACCUCACAAGGGUUGGUUGGUUAUCUCAAAUGAUACAUCGAUUUAUCGUGGAUUGGCUUCUAUUGAAUGCUAUACUGUCAACUCGGAUUCUUUAUGUCUAAGCCCUGUUACUCUCGUGACAGAUAUAUCUGGUGCGUUGUCCACUUCCAAUGAGGUUCUCUACGAGGUGUCUCGCACUAAGGUGAUUUAUAUAACGUCCUCUACCAGACCUCUAACACGCUCUCUUCUAGAACGUACUAGGAAUCUGCUAGAUCGGCUACAACUCUAA
Perkinsus marinus ATCC 50983 is the source of this 4875-nucleotide messenger RNA. Its product is annotated as gag/pol/env polyprotein, putative. The record is from RefSeq and is a predicted model, not a curated record. The transcript has a single exon. Bases 1 to 4875 code for a protein of 1624 amino acids. Gene Ontology annotation, biological process: DNA integration. Gene Ontology annotation, molecular function: nucleic acid binding. Lineage: Eukaryota; Perkinsozoa; Perkinsida; Perkinsidae.